AUGGUGGCGAUUUAUUUAUUGGAGAGUAGUUAUGGUGUAUGGAUACAAGAGGAUCCUCCUGGGCCUGGGGUAGACAGUGAACAGCAGUUGUUAGAAGCAUCCAAGUCUGGAGACAUUGAAUGUGUACGACGAGUUCUGGUUUCACAGCCUCACCUGGUAAAUGUGCGUGACCUUGAUGGACGUCACUCCACACCUUUGCAUUUUGCUGCUGGUUACAACAGAGUUCCCAUAGUUGAAUACUUACUUCAGCAUGGUGCAGAUGUUCAUGCAAAAGAUAAAGGAGGGUUGGUUCCUCUUCAUAAUGCUUGUUCAUACGGUCAUUAUGAAGUCACGGAAUUGCUUGUACGCCAUGGAGCAAGUGUGAACGUAGCUGAUCUCUGGAAGUUCACACCACUGCACGAAGCAGCUGCCAAAGGGAAGUAUGAUAUUGUCAAAUUGCUUUUGAAGAAUGGAGCAGAUGUGAAUAGGAAGAAUAGGGAUGGUCACACAGCAUUAGAUUUAGUAAAAGAGAGUGACCAAGAUGUUGCGGAUCUACUCCGUGGUGAUGCAGCUUUGCUGGAUGCAGCCAAGAAGGGCAAUCUUGCACGUGUUCAGAAGCUACUCAAUCCUGAAAAUAUCAAUUGCCGAGACUCUCAGGGCCGGAACUCCACACCACUUCAUUUAGCAGCUGGCUAUAAUAAUCUCGAGGUUGCAGAAUAUCUGCUGGAAAAUGGAGCGGAUGUCAAUGCUCAGGAUAAGGGUGGUCUCAUUCCCCUCCAUAACGCAUCAUCUUAUGGUCAUCUAGAUAUUGCUGCAUUGCUCAUCAGAUUCCAGACGGCUGUUAAUGCCACUGAUAGAUGGGGUUUUACCCCUCUCCACGAAGCAGCACAAAAAGGCCGAACCCAAUUGUGUGCCCUCCUACUUGCUCAUGGUGCUGAUCCUUACCUAAAAAAUCAAGAAGGUCAAACUCCACUCCAUCUUGCAACUGCUGAGGAUGUGCGUAGUCUUCUGCAAGAUGCUAUGAUGAGCCAACCUAGUCUAGCACCGGCUGGAGGAGCGACUCCCACUCACGUUUCUCCUGCAUCCCCUAAGCCUCCUGGCACACCGUCUAAGUCAGUUUCACAGUCUACAGUAUCUCCAGCACCUUCACUCAUUUCCAUUAACAACAUUGGUGCCGAAGGUGAGUCAUUUGUUUUUUGUCUAAAUCUUGAGCGAGUUCUUUUUGAGUUAACCAAAAGUACAGUAAUGUUUUGUUUGUAAUUGUACUCUUGCAAA
Molecule: messenger RNA, 1254 nt
Organism: Macrobrachium nipponense
Lineage: Eukaryota; Metazoa; Arthropoda; Malacostraca; Decapoda; Palaemonidae
Product: poly [ADP-ribose] polymerase tankyrase-like
Exons: 7
Coding region: 1-1239 (412 amino acids)
Biological process (GO): protein localization to ciliary inversin compartment
Cellular component (GO): ciliary inversin compartment
Molecular function (GO): protein binding
Source: RefSeq, a predicted model, not a curated record